AUGGCCCGCAAACCACAGAGGGCACAUGGGUCGUUUGAACUCAAAUUAUUUACCAGGGCGGCAAAGAUCGAGAAUAUCAGCCUGGAAAAGUCUGAAGUGGAGCGCAUUAUCUCACUUGGAAGAUUCAGAGGCACAGAGGAGGAGUGGAUACAGACGGGCGAGGCAAAGAGAAUCUUCGAAAGGAUCCGAGCCCAGGAGCAGAACCGGGACAUUUGCCAAUUUGUGGCUGAGAAAUUGGAAAAACUGCAACCGCGGAUAAAUCUGAGGGCAUCUUCCAUCAAGAUCAUGAGCACCGCUAUGGGGAUGGCAAUCAAGGAUACGCACGCCGGGAAUCAAGACAGCUGCCAGCACGACCAGUUUCGAACAGAUAUCAUCGAAGCCUACGAGGCCAAACACCCAGACCAACCAUGGCUUUGGUGCCCAAUUCUGGGUGAUUACCCCGAUGAAGAGGACGAUCAAGCCUCUCACAUCUUCCCUACAUUCAUGGGCAGAGUGCCACGGAUGCCAUAUUUUGCAAGAAAAGCCCGGGGGAGCUCCUCUCCCCCCCUGAGUGGGCUACUUCUGUCCCAACGGCUUAGGCAUUAUUUCGAUGCAGGCAAAUUUGUCAUCGUCCCAGAUGUUCCGGAGAACACGCUUGUGUCCCAGAUCAAGGGGAAGGACGAGCGUAUUUCGAGAUUUCUAGAUCUCACGUUUGGACAGCUGGACGGCCGCCCGCUAAAGUUCCAUUCCAGUUUCCGCCCUGCAGCACGGUACUUGUAUUUCCAUUACUGCGUUCAGAUACUGCGCAUGUGCUGGCAACAUAGCAGCCAGGGAAAGUCUAGUCAGGCGUCUGCCAUUCUCCAGGCAGAGAAAGGAAAGCCAUUUUUGCGGUCCGCGGGGAGAUAUCUCCCACGCAACAUGCUUUUGGCGCUGGUGGAGGAGAUGGGCCACGAAUAUCAAUUCGUCCUAGACGGUGCUGCGUGCAUUCGUUACAAUGCGGACAACCUUCUCCUUGGACUUCUUUCUAGGAACGUUAAGGCACAGCCAUCUAUUUUGGCACCUGGGGUUUUAGAAAUGCUGGUUCGGAAGAUGAAGUUCUGGGGUUGA
Penicillium samsonianum is the source of this 1086-nucleotide messenger RNA. RefSeq lists its product as uncharacterized. Bases 1 to 1086 code for a protein of 361 amino acids. NCBI's taxonomy places the organism in Eukaryota, Fungi, Ascomycota, Eurotiomycetes, Eurotiales, Aspergillaceae. The record is from RefSeq and is a predicted model, not a curated record. The transcript has 2 exons.